AUGGCUUAUUUAAUAUCCUUCGGGGUGUCUUCAUCCAAGUUCCAGUUCCAAUUACGGAAAUACCUAGGGCCGAUCAAAGAGAUGGAGGAAGAGGAGUCAGACAUGGAACCAGGCUCGGAAAGACCAGCUCUCGAUAGUAUCAUCCACCCAUAUUUUGCGGAGGAAUACUUCUCUCCGCAAACACUUCUCCCUCUCGGCCAUGGAACGCCAAUAUCGGACGAGAUGAAACGCGUGAGAUCUCGAAGUCCUGAGAGCCCAACCCCUGGAGCUGAGUUAGCAGGAGCAUUGAAACGUCGUGGGUGA
Messenger RNA from Cladophialophora bantiana CBS 173.52, 303 nucleotides. RefSeq lists its product as uncharacterized. The transcript has a single exon. The coding region runs from base 1 to 303 and encodes 100 amino acids. Lineage: Eukaryota; Fungi; Ascomycota; Eurotiomycetes; Chaetothyriales; Herpotrichiellaceae. The record is from RefSeq and is a predicted model, not a curated record.